This is a messenger RNA of Cyprinodon tularosa, 1272 nucleotides long. Its product is annotated as pre-miRNA 5'-monophosphate methyltransferase. Gene Ontology annotation, biological process: miRNA metabolic process; negative regulation of pre-miRNA processing. Gene Ontology annotation, molecular function: RNA methyltransferase activity; O-methyltransferase activity. The record is from RefSeq and is a predicted model, not a curated record. The transcript is spliced from 2 exons. Bases 23 to 781 code for a protein of 252 amino acids. Gene Ontology annotation, cellular component: cytoplasm. NCBI's taxonomy places the organism in Eukaryota, Metazoa, Chordata, Actinopteri, Cyprinodontiformes, Cyprinodontidae.
UUUAUCAGACGCACACGUAACGAUGGCAACAUGUCCGUGCGAUAAAGACCCUAAUGAAGAUCUAAAAGACCCCGGUGCUGCUCCUUACGGGAAUUUUAUUAACUAUUACAGUUUUAAUCCUCCAGAAAACCGCCUGAAGCUGAUUCCAGAAACGCUCCUGCGGGAUUUAGGUCACGGUGACGUGGAAGAUGAGCCCACGCUCAUCCUGGACGUGGGGUGUAACUCAGGGGAACUGAGUGUGGCCGUCUACAAGCAUCUUGUACAGAAUCCAGAGGAAAAGUCCCAGAGGAGCACAGUUCACCUUCUUGGCUUUGACUUGGAUGGAGCUCUAAUAGAGCGUGCACAGCAGACCAACCCUCUGCAAAGGAACAUCUCCUUCAUGCAGCUGGACAUCACUGAGGAAACUAAGCAGCUCCAGGACUACCUCAGUCAGCACCGGUGCUCCCACUUCCACCUGUGUCUGUGCCUGGCAGUCACCAUGUGGGUCCACUUGAACCACGGAGACUCAGGCCUCCUGCAGCUGUUGUCUCGCCUGGCCUCCAUAAGUCAGCACCUCCUGCUGGAGGCUCAGCCCUGGAAGUGUUACCGCUCCGCAGCUCGGCGCCUCAGGAAGCUGGGCCGCACCGACUUUGAGCACUUUAAGACUUUAAAAAUCCAGGGUGACAUUGCAGAACAUGCCAGGGAGCACCUGGAGAGGCACUGUGGCAUGGAGCUGAUGAGGAGCUUCGGCAGCACAACAUGGGACCGCAAGCUGCUGCUGUUCAGACGGAGACAAGCUUAAGAGACGCUUCAGGAGAGUCUGGAAAACAAAAAUUAAAUGUCUGAUGAGUUUAAUUCUAAAGAGGAUUUUCAUUUUAAUAUUAAGGACGAGGUUUUAAAUCAAACCUUUCUCAAAGCUUUACAUAGAAUACAUGAAAACCCCUGGUGUGUGUUUUCUAAAAAUUAUUAAGUAUUUUUCUUUCUAAAUUUUGAUUCUGAAAUCUGUUUAACUGCUUGUUUUUUUUAUUUAUACAAUAAAUAAAUUAUUAAGCUUUUGAAAGUUUUCCUAUAUGUAGUUAAGUGUUAUCUUUACUCUGUAGAGCCAAAGGAUGAAUGGUCUUCAACUGUGUGCCAAAACACUGAAAUCUAUGUUGUUCAGAAUAAACUACAAUAUUUUUAUAUCCUCCAAUCUUCAUUAAUUUCAAUCAUUCAUAAACCAGAUUAUGAUCCACUCAGAUUUAUUGUUUAUUUUAGGCAAGUUUAUCAAAUAACUCAAGCUGGCAAAAAAAAAAA